CUCAUACACACACCCUCACACACACAUCGAGGGGAGGGGAAGGGAAGGGCUCCAGAGGCUUGGCGUGUUCCUGUGUGGAGGGGAAUCAGUCAGCGAGCCCCAGCCACAAGGCAGCUCAUCAAUUCAUUCAGUCGCCUCCCUCCUCAUGCUGGUUCCCGCUCUUUCGCAGCAGUCCGCCGCCUGGGACGCCAACCUGUUUGUGGAGGUCACUCUGGGGCCGCUCGCAGCCUGUGGCUUCUUCCCUUCCUCGCUGCCGUGCAGCGCCUGAUGGGCUUGCCACUGAGGAGGCGGCUCGGAGCUGGACACUAACCGAGAAGCAUCCCGCGUUGCCGCGACCUCGCACACCCACAGCGGAGGGAUUUACUUUGUCUGGAAGAGCCCGUGGGCUCGCCACACGCUGAGAAGAAAAUGUUCCUCGAUCCAGACGCAGCCAAAGGGACACCCUCCCGCGAUGUCCUUCUGGUCUCAGUCCUCAUCACCAUCAGCCUUAGUGUCACCAUUGUCCUGUGCGGAAUUUGCCAGUGGUGUCAGCGCAAACUGGGCAAGCGUUAUAAAAACUCCUUGGAGACUGUGGGAACUCCAGAUUCCAGCCGAUGCAGGAGUGAAAAGAAAGCCAUUAAUGAUCUAGACAGAGACUUUUGGAAUAACAAUGACAACACAGUGCAGCAGAAAUGGAGCUCCUACCCUCCCAAGGAGUUUAUACUAAACAUAUCACCUUACGCCCCGUAUGGUGAUCCACGACUUUCCCUCAAUGGCUCAUUGCUGUCAGGGGCAAAGUUGGCUGCCUCAGCCACAGCUGGGUUGGCAGGAGAGCGAGAAGGAUGCCAUGGAGAGAGGCAGCGGCUCCGAGAGGACGGCAUGAAGAGCAGCGUGUCUGCCCACAGCGAGCCCAGCAUUGGGAAGGCGGGGAGAGGCCGAUGGCAAAUGGUGCAGAGCCACCUAGCAGCAGGGAAGCUCAGCUUAUCCAAUUUUGAGGAUUCCACCAUGUCCACAGCCACUACCCUUGAGUAUAUCCCCACCUCAGCAGGAGACCCGAAAUGCCAGCGCCCGCGCACCCUCUUGCGCCAGCAAAGCCUCCAACAGCCACUCAGCCAGCACCAGAACCCCAGCCACAGCCAGCCCACCACCAGCCAGAGCCUGGGUCACCUGCAGUCCCACACCAGCUCCUCCUCAGCCACUGGCCACCCUCGGGGCUGUCGGAGUGGGCAGUCACGGCAAGGGACCUCCGCCGGCUCCAAGCACAGGACAGCUGGUGGCCGUAGCCGCUCCAACCCGGGGAGCUGGGAUCAUAUGGUGGGGCAGAUUCGGAACCGAGGCUUGGAUAUGAAAUCUUUCCUGGAAGGCCGUAUGGUGGUGCUAUCUCUUGUUUUGGGGCUCUCAGAACAGGACGACUUUGCCAAUAUACCUGAUCUACAAACUACUGGGAACCAGCAGAACCAGAAUUCUCAGGGGGACAAGAGAUUACCCUCUGGAGGGAAAGUUGUGAACACAACACCGGUGCCAGGACAGACCCAGCAUGAGGAGAUGGAUCACAAAACAGAGCCCCGUUCAUCUGUCUCAGACCUUGUAAAUUCCCUUACUAGUGAGAUGCUGAUGCUAUCCCCUGGAUCUGAGGAUGAUGAGGGACAUGACAGCUCCAGCCGAGAGAAUCUGGGCCGUAUCCAAUUUAGUGUUGGCUAUAAUUUCCAGGAAUCUACUCUGACUGUCAAAAUACUGAAAGCUCAGGAGCUGCCAGCCAAGGAUUUCAGUGGCACAAGUGACCCUUUUGUCAAAAUUUAUCUUCUGCCAGAUAAAAAACAUAAACUGGAGACAAAGGUGAAAAGGAAGAACUUAAAUCCACACUGGAAUGAGACCUUUCUCUUUGAAGGUUUCCCAUAUGAGAAAGUGGUUCAGCGGGUGCUGUAUCUACAGGUCUUGGAUUAUGAUCGAUUCAGUCGUAACGAUCCAAUUGGGGAAGUUUCCAUUCCUCUCAACAAAGUGGACUUGACUCAGAUGCAGACUUUCUGGAAAGAUCUAAAGCCCUGCAGUGAUGGGAGUGGAAGCCGAGGAGAGCUACUUCUGUCCCUUUGCUACAAUCCUUCUGCUAAUUCCAUUGUUGUGAAUAUUAUCAAAGCUCGGAAUCUUAAAGCCAUGGAUAUUGGGGGAACAUCAGAUCCCUAUGUGAAGGUGUGGCUGAUGUACAAAGAUAAGCGGGUGGAAAAGAAGAAGACAGUAGUGAUGAAGCGAUGCCUGAACCCGGUAUUCAAUGAAUCCUUCAUCUUUGACAUCCCCACAGAGAAGCUGAGGGAGACAACCAUAAUCAUUACUGUCAUGGAUAAGGACAAGCUGAGCCGGAAUGAUGUCAUUGGAAAGAUCUACCUAUCGUGGAAGAGUGGACCAGGUGAAGUAAAGCACUGGAAGGAUAUGAUUGCACACCCUCGCCAGGCGGUGGCACAGUGGCAUCAGUUGAAGGCUUGAGAGGCAGAAGCCAAGGACUCGCUCUGGGGUUCAGUGCACCAAGUCAGCAUUUAUUGGCUACACUCUCAUGACAUGACUUUAUGCACAGCGGCUGCACCGAGGUCUCCUUGUGAGGGAAAAGCUUGGGGAGGAACAGAGGCUGAGGGAAUAAACCUGAAAUAUGUACUAAAAAAAACUCUGGGCGUGGGAAAGUGAUGUCAGUGCCCCUUAUGCUGGUUCAGCGGCACAUACUACUAUGAGGAGCAUUGUUACCACCCAACCUCCUGCUUUAGCCUGUCCUUCAGACUCCAUACUUAGCAAGAACAAGCAAGAGGAAGAGCAAGAACAGAGGGGAGCCGCUCUCCAGGGGCUUCAGCCCAGAGAAGUGAAAGUGGCCUCUUCAGCCCUGGUUUGUUUGAGUUUGCAAUGUGGUCUGGACCUUGAAGUAAUGGGAGGAGAGGAGUCUGUGAUCGCCAUAUAAGACUGCCUAUGCGUUCUUCCAGCCAAAGGCCCAUUAGGAUGGUAGCCUGCCCCGCCAUAAGAAAGCUAGCCCUCAUCUGUGGGUGCACAGACUUGAGAGGGCACACAGCAAGGUCACUUGCUCUGUUUCCGUGAGGUGGCUUCAUUAUAAUUCAAUACAACUUGUAAGAGUAAUAAUAUAAAUAAUAACGAUGGCUAGACCUUUACCCUAGCCAGGCCUCUCAGCAAAGCAGAAAGGAGCCAUGAAGCUCCCAUGGCCCUCUGGGUGCAUUGUGUGUGUGUGAGAGAGGGAGUGUGAGUGGUAACUAUGUAUGCAAAGCAGUUAUGUGUCACUUGUGUUUUCUUUCCCUCAGCCCCAGAGAAAUUUGUUUUUCUAAGAGAAAGGAUUGUCAGCCUCGCAGGGAUCCACGAGAACUUAUGCCAUGUGAGAAAGGAAGGUAGUUGAGUUCCAGACUUGGAGCCAGAGGGAAAAGAGAACAGUGAGAGGCAAGGAAGCUAUUUCAUGACCCACCUGUCUGAAAGCUGUGAAGUACAUGUCACAAACUAAAGUUUGUUAGGGAGAGACUAAUGUUUAUUUAUUCCUUUGAUCUGGCAUAGUGAAGAGACAUGUUAAAUACUGCUGAAUUUUCUCUGGUAAGCAGAUC
Messenger RNA from Candoia aspera, 3560 nucleotides. It is a transcript of the gene SYT7, whose product is annotated as synaptotagmin 7. Gene Ontology annotation, molecular function: phosphatidylserine binding; calcium-dependent phospholipid binding; clathrin binding. The record is from RefSeq and is a predicted model, not a curated record. The transcript is spliced from 13 exons. Gene Ontology annotation, cellular component: synaptic vesicle; plasma membrane. NCBI's taxonomy places the organism in Eukaryota, Metazoa, Chordata, Lepidosauria, Squamata, Candoiidae. Bases 409 to 2457 code for a protein of 682 amino acids. Gene Ontology annotation, biological process: calcium-ion regulated exocytosis; cellular response to calcium ion; regulation of dopamine secretion.